Molecule: messenger RNA, 1521 nt
Organism: Salpingoeca rosetta
Lineage: Eukaryota; Choanoflagellata; Craspedida; Salpingoecidae
Exons: 2
Coding region: 1-1521 (506 amino acids)
Source: RefSeq, a predicted model, not a curated record
AUGUCUGAUGCGCCUUCCUCCGUGUUUGACUUUGACGACGAGGACCUGCCUAGCUCUCAGCCACUGGAUGCAACAGCGCUUGACAUCUCACCGGCCAAAGCAAAGGCUGUCCUGCGCUUAUCCGCCUCUGCCUCGCCAGCCCUGCCCUCGUUCCCGAGCCACUCAGCGCGUCGCGCUGGUGCCACUGCCGCCCAGAGUCGGCGGCCACUGAAACGCCGAAGCAGCAGCAACAACACCGCGCAACACACUGACAACGAGCCCACCGAUGGUGAUGGUGGCAGCGCAGCAGACACAAGCACACACGGCAAUGACAGUGGUGCGGCAAAGGACCCGUUGCUGGAGGAGGACAAGCCACAGGCAAAGCGACGGAGCGGCCGCACGGCCGGUGCCACCACCGGCAAGCGAGCGAAGCGCAGCCCUGCAUCCACCACUCCCGCCGCUACUGUUCUCCCUGACACCUUGACGAAGGCUUCCUCGCCCGUGUCCAGGCGCCGGUCUUCAACAAGAACACUGCCACCAGCAGCAGAGGCAACAACGGCAGUAGCAACGGAGACGAUGGUACAGAAGAGGGCGAAGAAGAUAAAGAAGUCAGUGGACACGGCUGACGAUGUGAAGGAGAAUCAGGCGUCACCGGGGAAAAGAAGAGCCGUGAUCAGGCGGACAGAGCGCAAGAAGGCGGCCACCGCAGCCACCAAGUCAUCCACUGUUACGACACCCAUCCGUGCGGACACCAUGGCAGCUGCCCCUGCAGGCGAUGUCUAUGACUUUGAGAGCGAAUUCAGUUCUGCAACACCGCUGUCGCUGCCGCUGGAGCGCAAGGCCAGCGCUCGUGCGAGCCCUGCCACCACGGCACCCGCGGCCUUCAAACGGCGGCCGCGCGCACACACGUCCAAGCUGCUGUUUGAUCAGCUCGACGUUGCGCAUUCAUCGUCGCUCCCGCGCACUCCAACGCGUGAUACAGCAGGCGACAGCCGCAGCUCCACAGCCAGCAGUGCGGCGAGCCGAGACAGCAGUGCACGCAAGGUCAAGUCUCCUGCGACACCGCAGACACCGAUGGCGAGUAGCACGGACCGUGGCGCCCACGCUCCAACCUCAGCAGCCUCCAAGCGAAACCUUCUGCUCAUGCGAAAGCCUUCUUCAGCAGCGAGCAAGCCAUCACGCACCGCUGGUUCUGGUGCGCGUGCAGCGGCUGCCAUGAAAGUCACGCUCAUGGACGAGGUGGCCAAGGGCGAGAAGCCGGUGCUGGUCAAACGCAGGAGGGCAAGCAAGCCCAGCCAGGCACAAGCGCAGCAGCAAGCAGAAUCGCUUCCGCCACCAACGCCAACGUCAGCGCCAGCUGCACCGCACACUGGACAAAAGGAGGACAAGAGCGUGACAUCGUCCAACACAACCGCCACACUGCUCACGACUCCAACCAAGACAACCAACCCAACUGACAGGCCAGCUGCCAGCCCCGCAUUUUCCCUGCCCGCGUUUCCCAAAGCAUUUGGGCGACCACGCCAAGGCUCCGCAAGAACUUAA